Plasmodium gonderi is the source of this 423-nucleotide messenger RNA. Its product is annotated as mitochondrial import receptor subunit TOM22. The record is from RefSeq and is a predicted model, not a curated record. NCBI's taxonomy places the organism in Eukaryota, Apicomplexa, Aconoidasida, Haemosporida, Plasmodiidae. The transcript has a single exon. The coding region runs from base 1 to 423 and encodes 140 amino acids.
AUGUAUUUGUAUCAUAUAUAUCACAGGACAUAUUAUAACACCUUCCAGCAAGAUAUAUCACUUGUAGACUCAUAUAAUUUAUACCUAUUUGUGACAUAUCAUAAAAUGGGAGCUAUACUUUCCAAAAUUGCGUCAAAUAAUGAAGAAGGUCGAUUAUUACUUUCGAAAAAUAAUUUACUAAAUUUUAAAAGAAAAGAUUCAAUUCGUCUUAAGCAUAAAUUAAAAUUAUUAAAAAAUAGAAUAAAUAAUAUUAUAAAAAAAGGAUUUAAAACAACAUCUUGGGUGGUUUGGGUAGCUGGUGUAUCUGUUGUUGUCUUGGUAACACCAAUUGCUUUUCAGUAUGAGAAAGAAUGUCAAUUAUUUGAAAUGCAAGCGCAGUUUUUACAGGCUCAGCAGGCAGCCAAUGUGCCACAGUUGAACUGA